CAGACGCUUUACUGCGGCACCUCUCUCUCUCUCUUCGACAGCGACAGAAACUCACACUGACACACUGAACAAAUACACUCUGUGCCACUUUUUACACCAACAGUUCAGACGAAGCAGCUUCGGCUUGGCUUGCUGUCCUCAGCAUGGAAAAGAAAGCGGACGUGAAGGCCAUGAUGGCUCGCUUCCAAUCAGGUGGGGAGAGCAUUGAUGAUCCUUGUUCCACAUCGGCUGGACGCAUCAAACAACCCCUGCAGCCCACCCUCUCCUCCGGCCAGGCCAUACAGACAAAGAAACCUGUCUUGGAGAGCCUCUCAGGCAGUGCGAUACAUGUCCCUCCUAAACCCAAUUUUCUGAAAUCUAAAAGCGACUUACAGGCACAUGAACCAAACAAAGCUAAAGCCCUGGCUAGCAGGUUUGAGAACAUCCAGGACGACACUAACACGAAACCUUUCGUUGUUAAUAAACCCUUGAAGCCACCUUUUUCACAGACUCCUGAGGCUAAAGGCCCUCUACAGAAGCCACCGCUCAACAAGCAUCCUCUGAGCUCCACUCUGUCCGACGCUAAACCUGCCUUUCCCAAGCCGUCUCAAGGAUUCAACCCCAAGCCCAGAAGCAGCAUUGUAAAAUUGCGGCAGCAAAAUGAAGAGAUGGCAGGACCCGGCACAAACACUGCAAACAAACCCUCGCCUCCGCCAAACGUUGCUUUUAAGCCCCCGUCCAACUUCAAGACUGCUCAGAAUAACUUCAACAAGGAGUCAGAUAGCGAUGGGAAAGCAGAUGGAGCCAACAAACUGACCCUCAGUCCUGCUAGCUCUGUCCUUCCUCCAAAACCUCCAGCCAAUAAAAAACCCAGCAUCAAAAAACCUCGAAACCUUUCUCCUCAGACUAGCAGCAAUAUCAGUGAUGGAGCUUCAGGCCCAAAGCGUAACCCCCUCCCCAACAGCUUAGCUUUGGGCCCUCCUCCUGCCAAGCCCAACCGACCCCCCAGAGUAAACCUGGAGGGCUUUAAAAGAGGUGCCGUGGCCUCUGAUAAUGGUCCUGGCGCCUUUAAGAAACCCAUCAUCCCAACUCCUCUGGCCUCUCACCCCAGUAACAAUAGCAACCAUGUGACCCCGUCUCAACCCCCUCAGGCUGCAGUUCCUAGUCUGCCCCCACGAUACCCUGGAGCCACGAUCCUGCAAGAUGAGUGCUAUGAUGACAUUGAUGGUUUUAGCAGCUCUCCUCCACCUCUACCACCAUCUACAGGUCACCCAAGUCAGAGGGCAAAGGCCCAGGAGGAAGAUGAUGAUGAUGAUGAUGACGGAGAUAUGUAUGAGCCUCUUGAUGAACGAUGGGAAGUGGUUGAACAACAAGAAGAAAAGAAGAAGGAGAAAGACGAGAAGGAGGAGAAAAAACGACUGGAGGCUGAGAAGAAAGAGCAGAAGGAGCGUGAGAAGAAGGAACAAGAUGCCAGGAAGAAAUUCAAGUUGGUUGGCCCUCUGGAGGUCAUCCACCAAGGGAAGGCUCGUGUGGAUUGCCGAAGCAGUAAGAACGACCUUGCUCUGAAGCUGGGAGACUCUCUUGACAUCAUACGUGUCCAGGGCAACCCAGAGGGACGGUGGUUGGGACGGACGCAGGAUGGAUCCAUUGGUUACGUAAAGACCACUACAGUAGAAAUCGACUUUAACACCCUGAAGAAUCGUCAAGCUCAGCAGGCGUACGAACCCGAGGUAUACGAUGACAUCGACGUGGUCUCUACUGAUAAAAGUGGGAUGAAAGGACCAGGAGUUGUCCUGCCGCCGCUACCAGGAGACGACGGAGAAAUAUAUGAUGAUAUUCUUGAUUCAAACCUGGAAAUCAGUCCCCUGGACUCCAGGUCUUCUUCUACGAAGCCUCGUAGCUUCCUGCGGAUGUUUGAGCGGAGCAGACGUCCCAGCAACCCUAAAGUAGUGCCUCCACCCAGCCAGUUUACUGCAGAUGGAAAUACAGAAGGAGCAAUCGAUGAGGAGAUAUACGAUGAUGUUGACUCUCAAAAUUUGCCUCCCCUUCCUCCCAUCAGCAGCAUUCCACAUCUGAGAGGCAAAAGCAAGGCUGAAGAGAUGGACCCGAAGAAGCAGAAAAAGUUUGAGAGAGAGGAGAAGGACUUCCGGAAAAAGUUUAAAUAUGAAGGGGAGAUACAGGUGCUGUACCAGGUCACCAUCCCCACACUUUCCAAUAAGAAGUGGAAUGUGAAAGAGCUUGCAGUCAAAGCAGGAGAGAAACUUGACGUGAUUGUUAAGGCCGUGGAUAACAAACUGAUCUGUCGAAACGAGGAUGGCAAGUUUGGCUACGUAUCGACCAGCCACAUUGAUAUGAACGAUGGAGAUAUCUACGAUGACAUUGGAGAUGAUUGCAUCUAUGACAACGAUUAGAAACGUCCUGCACUGGGUUUGUUUUUUUUCAUUAAUUGUUCGUUUUAUUUAUUAUGUUUAUUGAUAAUACAUUGGGAGCUGCUUUUGGUUAGCCUGAUAAUCAUCAUUUAUAAAUAUCAUUAAAAAGGUUGAAUAAUUUGGAAAAGUUGGCGAUGAAUCAGAGAUCUGGAAACAGGUUAGCAUUAAUUCCUUUGAAUUAUGUGAUUUUAUUUUUCGUUUCCUCAAAAACAACAAAACUAAACAAUUUGACUUGCGGCAUUUCAUGAAAGUGGAAAACGUUUGUUAGAACAGUAUUUGCUUAUCUCUGUCUGCCUUUAGAAACUCCACAGCACUGUAUGUACAUGUAACCUUCUACUUUGUUUUGCCUUUUUAUAAUAAUAGUUAUUUGUUGUAAACAUGACUUGCUAUAUUGUCUUUAGUUAAUGCCCAUGAUACGAUGCUGUGUGUAUAAUCCAUUGCUAUCUGUGCUAUACAGUGCCAAUGUUCCUCUUUAAUACUGUACAUACAAUUAUGAAAAACAUAAAUACAAUUAAGAUAUCUCUCUUCACAA
Molecule: messenger RNA, 2940 nt
Organism: Anoplopoma fimbria (sablefish)
Lineage: Eukaryota; Metazoa; Chordata; Actinopteri; Perciformes; Anoplopomatidae
Gene: fyb1b
Product: FYN binding protein b
Biological process (GO): protein localization to plasma membrane; T cell receptor signaling pathway; integrin-mediated signaling pathway
Cellular component (GO): plasma membrane
Molecular function (GO): protein binding
Source: RefSeq, a predicted model, not a curated record